This is a messenger RNA of Schistocerca gregaria, 1002 nucleotides long. RefSeq lists its product as uncharacterized. Bases 530 to 859 code for a protein of 109 amino acids. The transcript is spliced from 3 exons. The record is from RefSeq and is a predicted model, not a curated record. Lineage: Eukaryota; Metazoa; Arthropoda; Insecta; Orthoptera; Acrididae.
CAGACUUUUAAUGCUAUUUGGCAAAUGACUAAAGGUUUUUGUGGCAGCAUAAUUCACCCCUUUCUGUGCCAAAGUCAGAUUAACCCAGAAUAGUGAAGAUCAUACUUUCUUCUAGUGUUGAAGCUAUGCACUUCACUGUUAUUUUUGAAGUGGGACGGAUUAUUAACAACAAAUUUUGUGUCAACUGUGGCUUCUGAUACCAACCGUCUGCUUUGACCCAUGACGAAAGGUGUUGUGGUCUGUGAUGUCAUUAUGGCACGGAGUUUAAUUUAUGAGUUGGUUGUGUUUGUAGAUGUCAUUGUGUUUUGGUUCAUGGUGCCCUCUGUUGGCUGUGUCUGUAACUGAAGGAUUGAAAUUGGUUUCAGUGAGUUAUCAUUUUUGUUUAUGUGUUUGCGUUUUCAGUAGGGGUUGUUGGUUCGCUGUUUGUGGUGCAGUAAGACAUUUAAUUCAUUGUGUGGCACCUUUUGUUAGGUAUGGAUAUGACUAUGAAGUUCAAUAGUGUGAGAUUGCAGGUGGAGAUGGCGAAGACAUGAUGUCAUUGAUAAAGUUUCUCCAGAUGUGUGAAUUGAAAGCAGAGAUUGUCAAAUGUAGUGUCUGCAGUAAAAAUAUGAGGAUUGGAAGAGUUCCAGCACCUCAAACCAGGGCUGUUAUAUGUGGCAGUGUUGAAAGGACAACUUUUGCCAUUCCAUUUGAUGCAGUACCUGCUUCAAGAAAUCUAGAUCUCAAAUCGAUUCUCAACUUGCGUCGGCGACGUACAUCAGAAGAAGACGACAAAAGGAAGAAGAAUGGGUUUUGGAUUUGUCUCAUUUACAGUUUAUAUAUAAAUGAAAUUACCAUCACUCAACAAAAGGAGACCUGAGAACUGCCCAACAAAGUCGUAUCAACAGUGACAAGAUAAUAUUACCAGUGAUGGAUCGGAUGAAUUGAAACAGGACUUUACUACUACAAUGAGGGACAUCAAUAAGAAAAAAAUAUAAAUACAAAGUAUUUAUGAAGUAAUUG